CCCACCUGCACCUGCCCCGGGGUGGUCCUGCGGGUCAGAGACACACUGUGCAGCAGCAGAGAGGAGAGGAGGGGUCCCACUGUCAGCAUGGAGGAGUCUGACUUGCUGAAGGAGAGGCUCCAGGCUAUCACUGAGAAGCACCGCAUUCAGGAAGACAUUAGACAGAAGAAACUGGAACUGGACCGAGAGAAACUGAAACUACAGCAUCUAAAGAAAAAAGGUCUGAGAGAGCGGUGGCUUCUGCAGGACUCAGUUUCCCACAAUGCAACAGACUCUUCACAGCAACAGAGCCUUGUGUCUGACCAGCAACAGACCAGGCUGCUGCAGCUCAACAUCCACAGGAUAGAGAUGGAGGUGGAGUUUCUGGAGCGGGAGGAGUCCAUGAUUUCCGCCAACGAGAUUUUCAUCCUCGACAGGCUGAAGGCUGUGGAGAAAAGCCCAGAGGAAAUUAUUAAGGAGGCCCAUGAAAACUUUGCCCCUGAACCAUUACGGGUCGCCACAGUGAUCCCCGAUGUCCCAGAAUCCCUGUCUCCACCAGCCAAUAAUCACAUGGGGAAAAACGCAGCAAGAAAGACUCUGUUUGCCAUGGAGAUCAACGUGACCAAAAACCUGCUGACUGGGAAGAGCACCGUCCUUUCUACAGCAACUGUCCCCCCCGAGGAGUUAAACCAACACACCGGGCUCAAGGUUUACGAUGACGGCAGGAAGUGUGUUUAUGCACUGAAUUUAGAAGAGGAGUCACGUGACAGAACCUCUGUAUCUGAGCUGUCGGCCAGCGAAGUGGAACAGCUGCUGAGAAGCGCCACAGUGCAUCGUCAAGUAAACUUUCAAAACUACCACCAGAAUCCCAGCAGGAGGGAGGAGCGCUGUUUCUACACCCACCAAGAUGAAAGAGACAGAGUGGAGAGGUGUGACGUCAGUAACCAUGGAGGACACUAUGGUAACCAUGUCCCCAGGAACAACGCAGCACAGGAAGACCCUGGCUGCAUGCAGAGAAAACUCCAGGAUGAGCACCGCCAUGGUCACCAGGAGCGCCUUCACAGGAGGCAGGAAGUGAGACUUAACCAAAGCAACCUGAGGGACGGUAAUGGCUUUGGAAACCACAAGGGGGUGGGUCCUCACUAUGGUAACCAGAAAGAUCAUCACCACAGUUCUCACCAGGUGAGAAAGUGUCACAGUGUUCAGGAGGGUCGGCCUCCAAGUCACCAAAGCAGCACUGUCAUCAGGAACAGUAGGAUAAAUGGAGUCAAUGGAUCCAAUGGCUGUCCUCCUCCCAGAUCACAUGACCAGGAAGCAGUGUCGGCAUACCAACCUCAGCUCUGCUACACUCCAUUAAAUCAUAUCCCUCUUAAAGAUUACAUUUCUGUUGAUGAAGAAGAACUUUAUUGUUACAACCCACCCUUGUACCACUCUGUUCGGUACAGUGGCCCCGCCCCCUCUGACAGAGUGCCCUCCCCCCUCUACCGAGAUGACACCCCUUACACCAUCCUCAAUGCCAUGGAGCCCACCGAGCCAAUCACAGCCAUCUUCAUGGGCUUCCAGACGGCGCAGGAUGACAGUGGGCAGGGUCAGGAGUUUGAUGGCUCUCUGAAGGCCGAGCUGGUCAUCAUCGAGGACACCGAAGACGAUGGUAAGCACAGCAAUGUGAAGGAGAAGAAGAGCCACGCCCAGCCGGGUGUCAGCCACUAUUCAACAGGAAGUGCAGCCAAUGGAAGAGUGGGAUGUGAGGAGGGAUUUGGAGGCAGACGGACAGAGAGACGGGUGGAACCAGGUAUCAAAAGGAUCCCGAAAAAACAUAAAACCUGCUGUACUGUCUGCUAACUGGACUAACUCAUGCAUGUGUGUCCGACACUGACUCUAACUGCACAGACUAAUUCAUUUCAUAUGGUGAUGCUUAAAACUGACUAAGCUGUUGAGGUAGACUGAGAAUAAGGUUGGAUGUUAGAACUCACUGACUGAAGCCGCUGCUGCUUUUAUGAAACGCUACAUCUGAAAUCAACACACAUGGGUAACUAGUUAGAUCUACAACUUGUUGAUAAACUACUUGGAUCUAGUCCCCGUAUGUUUUAAAUGUACACAUUCUUAAAGUUCUAUGACUUAUUUAAGGAGAGAACGUUUUAUCAAACGACUGCAUGUACGCUGCAGCUCUAUGGACAUGAAUAACCUGUAGUUUAGUCUGACUGCUCUCACCAGUGAGAACACACUGAUAACCCCUCUGUAAACUACCUACAGCAGACGCACACUUAGCAGCCAAAGAAGCUGAUGUUUUCAUGAGCUGGUGGAGACCAAAACAGAGGGAAUGUUGGAUUUGAAUGCAUGAGGUGGACACAACCACACCAUCAAAUCAAUGCAUGUGUUGCUACAUCGGUCCUGGGCAGCUUGUGUGAGAGAUCUGCCUUCAGGUGGCAAAAGGAUUAACAGCUUAAAAGCAAAAGCCUAAUCAAAAAUGUGUCAUUUUAAUCUUGAGCAGAGAACGUGCUAUGGUCAGGGCCCAUUUUCACUGUAGAAAUCAAAUCUAAUGGAAAUUCUUAGACCCUUUACCCUUCAAGUGAAGUCUAAAUGAAUAUGUGCAGCACAAAAUGAAAAGUGGUAACUGCUUUCAGUGUUUGAUGAGAUACUUACACUGAUGAAAUGAAUGAUACAGAUCUAGCUGAUAAACCGAUCGUGCUCAGGGUUAGAUUCAGCUGUACUGCUCUCCUCUGGCUCCCUCUGCUGGUUUCAAGGUGGUUAGGUCAGCUAGUUCAAAAUAAUGAGCAGCUAUAAAAUCUCAAAACCUAUGUAUCAGCUACAAUGACUUUUAUUUUUUAUGAUGGGCUCAAUGAUAUUAUAAGGGCUAUAGUAAUAUUGUAUAGUGCUGUUGAUUAUAUUCAGUUUUACAGUGUUUUCCAAAGUAGGUUUCAGAGAGAGUUAGUCCUUCCCUGAGAAAUAAAAGUACUUCACAUAUUUCAGUUGAGUACUAUCACUCCUAGAUGCUAAUCCAGAAUAGUUCUGAUCGAUUAUGAAGCACAUCAGACUCAUACAAAAUGAGAUCUCCAUUAAAUGGGAUCUGAAUGUGACAUGUCACACAAAGUAAAUUGAAUCACUGUGGUGUCCAACAUGCAAUAAAACCAGUACUGAUUUUAUUACAUGUUGGACACAACAUAUGUAUAUGUUCCCAAAAUACACAGUGUAAGCUAUUUGUGUUCCAUUCACACAUGUUGAAAAUACCAGACACACUUAAUUAUUCACAGAUUGGAAAUGUAUUCAUAUUAGAACAUGUAGAAUCCAAGACUAGAAUAAAACUGAUGUUGAACUUUUUAUACUAACUUCAGAUGUUUGUACUAUGCAUUCUGUAUGUUUGACCACAGCAUGUGGACAACCAUGUGACAUGAAGCUAAUAAACCUUUGUUUACUGAU
Messenger RNA from Hippoglossus stenolepis (Pacific halibut), 3396 nucleotides. It is a transcript of the gene palmda, whose product is annotated as palmdelphin a. Gene Ontology annotation, cellular component: cytoplasm; membrane. Gene Ontology annotation, biological process: regulation of cell shape. The record is from RefSeq and is a predicted model, not a curated record. Lineage: Eukaryota; Metazoa; Chordata; Actinopteri; Pleuronectiformes; Pleuronectidae. The coding region runs from base 88 to 1821 and encodes 577 amino acids. The transcript has 9 exons.